Messenger RNA from Erigeron canadensis, 1266 nucleotides. Its product is annotated as pyridoxal phosphate homeostasis protein-like. The record is from RefSeq and is a predicted model, not a curated record. Bases 16 to 834 code for a protein of 272 amino acids. Gene Ontology annotation, cellular component: intracellular anatomical structure. Gene Ontology annotation, molecular function: pyridoxal phosphate binding. The transcript has 7 exons. Lineage: Eukaryota; Viridiplantae; Streptophyta; Magnoliopsida; Asterales; Asteraceae.
UAAACAGGGUCCGAAAUGGACCAACAACUAAUUUGGGCCAAUUAUUCUCACUUAGAAACACCAGAACACAGGAAUCACAUCAAUCAUCAAAGUAUCAAACAAAUGGCAGCUUCAGCAAUGGAGGGGGUUGCAGCGACGGCUCUCCGGUCAGUAAUCCAACGUGUGAAACAAGCAGCCGAAAGAUCAUCUCGUUCCGCUGACCGAAUCAAAGUCGUCGCUGUCAGUAAAACAAAACCCGUGUCACUUCUGCGUGAAGUCUAUGACGCUGGCCACCGUUGUUUCGGUGAAAAUUAUGUUCAAGAAAUCAUUGAAAAAUCACCCCAGCUUCCGGAAGAUAUCGAGUGGCAUUUUAUUGGGAAUUUACAGAGUAACAAAGUGAAACCUCUAUUGACUGGAGUGCCGAAUCUUGCUAUGGUGGAGACAGUAGAUGAUGCGAAGAUUGCAAAUAAUCUUGAUCGAGUUAUCGGGAAUAUUGGCAGGAAACCUUUGAAGGUGUUGGUCCAGGUGAACACAAGUGGAGAAACAUCAAAAUUUGGAGUUGACCCGGAUGGAUGCUUGGAGCUUGUGAAACAUGUUACUUCAAACUGUCCCAACCUUGAAUUUUGUGGCUUAAUGACCAUUGGGAUGCCAGAUUAUACGUCAACUCCUGAGAAUUUCAAGACAUUAGCAAAUUGCAGAACUGAGGUAUGCAAGUUCCUUGGUAUAUCUGAGGAGCAAUGUGAACUGUCAAUGGGCAUGUCUGGUGACUUUGAGCUAGCUAUUGAAAUGGGCAGUACGAACGUGAGAAUUGGAUCCACCAUUUUUGGAGCUAGGGAAUACCCGAAAAAGCAAUGAACAAAAUAAUUUCGACGUAUAAAUGAUCAUGAAUUCAACCUCCACAAAUCUGAGCAAGCAUAAAUUGCGUAAUUCUAAUCUUUGCCACCAAGUUGUGCAGGGCAUUAAAGAAAACAAUAUUCAGUAAAUAAUGCAGUUUAUGGCAUUUUAAAACCAGAAAUCGCCAGAAAUGUAUGAAGUAGUCUCUUUUGCCCAUGCAAAAUGUUACCACCAUUGUAAUAUAUGAUCACCUAAAGGGCUAAAGUUAUUUGAUGAGGAUAACUUUUCCAAUGAUUAUACUUGGAAACCUAAUAAUUCAUGGAGAUCUUAUGGAUGGAGCAGAGAAUUUACCUGUAGAAGUUCGUGUCAAGCCUGCCAUGUAUACGAACUCCAUUAGGCAUAAACUCACAUUUCCAUGCAUACGAAUUCCAUUAGGCAUAAACUCCCAUUUCA